Messenger RNA from Branchiostoma belcheri (Belcher's lancelet), 1671 nucleotides. RefSeq names its product TWiK family of potassium channels protein 7-like. Gene Ontology annotation, cellular component: membrane. The coding region runs from base 1 to 1671 and encodes 556 amino acids. Gene Ontology annotation, biological process: stabilization of membrane potential; potassium ion transmembrane transport. Gene Ontology annotation, molecular function: potassium ion leak channel activity. The record is from RefSeq and is a predicted model, not a curated record. NCBI's taxonomy places the organism in Eukaryota, Metazoa, Chordata, Leptocardii, Amphioxiformes, Branchiostomatidae. The transcript has 2 exons.
AUGGACGGCCGUCAUAUCGGCAGGAACAACGUCGCUAAGUUGGACACACCUGUUCCUUCGGCCCGCCCUGGCGUCCGAUCCCGAACUGACGGGGACGGCAGUAUCAGUGAUGACGGAUCGCUUUCUCGGGAUGAUCAGCGCGCUUUUGCGGUUCGCCAGUGCCUAAAGCCUGUCCUGAGCCACGUGGGGAUUGUGGCGCUUCUCCUGAGCUACUGCUUCGUGGGAGCCGCUAUCUUCCAAGCGAUCGAGUCCCCCCGAGAGAUAGAGGAGCAACAUGAACUCAUAAAAUCCCGUGAUUUGGUCAUUGAGAUGCUUUGGAACAACAGUCAAACAAUGGACCAGGACAACUGGACUCAACUCGCGGUGAUGGAAAUAGGAAAGUUCGCACACUCGCUAGAUGAGGCUUUUCAUCACGGGGUUUCGCCAGGGUCCGACGAUAUGAAGUGGACUUACUACGGGUCAUUGUUCUUCGCCGCGACCGUAGUGUCAACGAUAGGUUACGGUCAUCACGCUCCGGUCACGCCGGCUGGUCGGAUCGUCUGUAUCCUGUACGCGCUGGUGGGCAUCCCGCUCUACCUGUUCUGCGUGGCGGACCUCGGGCUGCUGCUCGCCCGCGGAAUGACCAGGCUUCUCUCCCUGGUCGGGUAUCAGCUCUGGCGAUUUGAGCGAGAAAGAAGAAACCAGAAAUUCAAGGACAACAGGAGGAGUUCAUCAUCAAAGGAGAGCGUUGCAUGUGGCAACACGUCUGCGAAAAGCAACAGCACUGAGUCGACAACGUGCAGUCCAAGAGAUUCGCCGCAUCUACCGGCGACUACGUCUGAAAAUGAUGGCGCGAGUUCAUCCUCAAGGCUGGGGAAAACCUCAUCUAUUGAUAGCGAAGACAUCGCGCCUUCAGGGAAACAAUCGUCUACAAGUAGAGGCCGUCCAGAAAUAAAAAUAGAACCUGACAGUGUUGAUAAGGGUGAAGCUCUUGCGUCAAGCCACAUCUCGACUUGUCAGACAGGGGGAAAUAAACAAAAGGGUGCCGUCCUGGUGGACAAAGACAUGGAUGUCAUAUCCUUGGACGACGAUGUCGAAGACUCUGUUCCAGAACUUCUUACAGAUAUUGCUAACAGCCACUGUACAAAAGAGGAUGGCAAGAAUAAUUCCAAACUAUCUACCAUAGUCAGACUAAAUAUGGGUACACAAGGUAACGGUCUCCAUCCCAGCCUGACACACAGGGGGCGUGACCCCCGCCUCACCAUCUUCUCCGGUACUCCCACAGGCACGGAGGACUUGGAACGGGCUGAGCAGGAGAGAGUCCUCAGGCAGCACCAGCUCAUCGUGCGGAAACCUGACGUUCCCCUCUCGGUGGUGGUGCUCCUGUUUUUCCUCUACAACGUCCUCUGUGCUUUAGUUAUCAAGCAGUGGGAGGGAUGGGACUUCCUGACGGCUUUCUAUUUCUCCUUCAUCACUUUGUCCACCAUCGGCUUCGGUGAUGUAUUUCCUGAGCACCAGAAGAAUCUGCUCGGUUUCUCGGUGAUGAUUUUGGUCGGGAUGGCGGUGCUGACCAUGUGCAUAUCUCUGGCGCAGAAUCAGACUUACAGACAGGUUCAAAAGUCACUGGCGAAGGUCAAGGCCUUGACGAAGAGGACAACGAAGACAGAGAGUGAUCCGGAGCAGUCUACGUAA